Messenger RNA from Fonsecaea erecta, 2487 nucleotides. RefSeq lists its product as hypothetical. The record is from RefSeq and is a predicted model, not a curated record. NCBI's taxonomy places the organism in Eukaryota, Fungi, Ascomycota, Eurotiomycetes, Chaetothyriales, Herpotrichiellaceae. The coding region runs from base 1 to 2487 and encodes 828 amino acids. The transcript has 2 exons.
AUGUCGUCCGGAAUGCCUUCAAUUGAGUGGAUCUAUGAGAGGCCAGGCAAUGCCACUCGCAUCCCAGAUGACAGAUGGGAACAGUUUAGGGAGCUGAUCACCAGACUUCACCUUGACGGGAAGUGGAAGAACGCAAUCCUCAAAGAAUUAGAGAGUGAGAACUUCUACCCAUCAUACCCCCAGCUCAGACGCCGAAUGAAAAAAUGGGGUCUGCAAGCGCACACUGAAGAGGCGCCAGUUAUCAACCCACCAAGCGUGAUAAGGACGAAUCUCGAGGGUGACUCCUCUGCCGAGCGACACAUAUUACCAGACCACGCACCGGUCGUCACGCCUGACACCACGACUGCCCCGAGAUUACCGGCAGAAUCCGACACCCAAUCACUGCCUCAGCGUGCCUCCUUCAUCGCGCGACACGACCGCGCAUCCAGGGAGACGGCAGACCACACGAUCCCAGCGGAGCAGAGCCUCCCAUCUUUUGGAGAGAUUGAAGCCGAGCAACAAGCUGUGCGAAUUGGACCAAAAGCACCACUUGCCGAUGGCCUUGCCAGAAACUCAAUGGGAAUGUCUCCCACACGAACGAUGGGCGCUCCUUAUCUCAGCCAGCACGACAUGCAGGACAUUAGCUCAUCUCCACCGGAAACUUCAAGUAUCAACAGUGUUCAACAUGACGGACAGUCGUCGCGGGUGUCUUCGACUCCUCCUCUGACGCUCGCGGAGACUGCUUCAACGGACAAUUCCUCAGCCAUCAAUACGAGACUCAGUGAAGAGGUUCCACCCCACUCAAAGGACCAGGCUCCAUCCUCACCGCAGAUGUCCUACAAUCAUUCGUGGGACCCUGAGUUUGAGCUUUGGUUAAGGGCGACCUCACCUCUCGCAGCUCUAUCCAUGGACAAGGUAAUUUCUUGCUCGCUGCUCCCUAUCUGGCCAGCUUUCCGAGACCCGGCGGCUCUCUCAGUAUCAGAAGUGUGGGAGAUCCAAGGGGUUGCCACCACUCUUGCCGCCGCUGGCCUUUUCGAUGAGGCGUCCGACCUGUUCUAUGUGGAGUAUAUAUACUGGCAGACUUGCACAAGCAACCUCUCACCAGACAAGAUAUACCCCCCCGGGGCUACGUCGAUCGACAGCUCUGUGCGGAGCAUGGUUACUGCGGCCAUCAAUUGUGCCCGAAACUAUAAGCCCGGCCGUAAAGGAAACAUUGCACACCACGCGCUGUUAGAAGUUCAAGGUCUCCUGGAGAAGUAUGGCUUUGGACACAACCUUGACAUCGCUGUACUCAACCUCUACCUAUCAAAUUUGCGAAGGCACCCCACGAGUUCAGAAUCUCCAAUCCCCCCAAAGGAGACUGCGCUUCGUCUCGCUGUCAGCUGCGUUGGAGAACGUUUCGAGGUCAUUCUGCCCGAAAUCCAAGAUCGCGAAAUCCUCUUUAUCAUGAGUUCUCUGAAGGAAAUGCUGAGAGACGGUCUGCCAAGAGGGACUUUGUAUAUGUCGUCAAGGUGUCUCGAGGCGCAAGUGGCACACCAUGAUCAUCUGUUCGAAUGUGGAGAGGCCGGAAAGGCCAUGAGGGCGAUACUCCAAUGGUGCGAAGCUUUCGUGGAGAUGAACAGGCGCAUCCUCAACAAAGUCGGGGCUCGCUCGCCUACGUUUGCUUGGUCUCGAGUGUCUGCAGUCUGGGUUUUAUACUGUUCCUGCGUCUUGGUCAUCUCCUCCUUUGACUCGCUCGUCCAGGCAGCAGAAUCCUUGUGUCCAUUGCCGCUAUGCUCACAUGGGGUCAAGCCGUUAAACGUUGACACCUUGCUGGCAUUGGCGGUGAUCUGCGAAAGUUUUUUGAGCUCCGGAAAUGAGACGACCUGGCGUCGUCGCAUAGGGUCGCGGUUCGGUGAUUAUCUCCUCGCUGAGAUUAACACCACGAUCAACAACUGGCAUACACGGGGUCCUGAUCUCGUUAGACUCUACCUCUCACGAACGGACAAUAUACCCAGUGCGCCGGGACGUCCCGAUCCAAGGAGCACAGCACCUUCGACCUUGGUGAAGGAGUUCAUUGUAGCUGCCUUUCGAUCGCGUGAGCCUUCACCGAGCAUUGGUCGCACAUCCUUUUCGGUAGCGGCUUCGCUCGCCUAUUCAUCGCUUCGUAUACCCGGACAAAGCGUCUCACGAAACAGUCUCGCCGGCUCUUUCCAUUCGUCGAUCAACAGCAUUCGAUCUUCCAUGAGCUGGGACACCAAGCGAACGCUGGCACAAAUGCUCGAAACCAGGGAUCGGCUGCAGCGCCCGUGGUCGAUGCUUUCGACUUGGAGCAAAAACACUAGCAGUUCGAAAGCAUUCUCAAUUGAUUCUCAAGGCAGCAACAGCUUCGAGAGGGUCACCGGGAUGCCGUUAGACCCCCUGGCUGACCUGGCUGAAGAAGCCCAUCCGGGAGGGCUUGAAAACACGGAUCUGAUGAUGAUUGACCGAAUCGACGAGGAAAUGGAUGAUGUUGAGAUGUACACCUGA